Molecule: messenger RNA, 724 nt
Organism: Clunio marinus
Lineage: Eukaryota; Metazoa; Arthropoda; Insecta; Diptera; Chironomidae
Source: the annotation of a GenBank genome assembly
CAGUCUCUCAUCAAUGCUUCAUCCAACGAGACCGUUUUUGAAGCUUCUCGCAAGUUGUGAAGGUUGCACUUGAAAACUUUUGUUUGAUUUACUUUCAUUUGUUUGUGGUUUCAAAACGAUGAUUUUCCGCUUUGGUGCCAUCUUUAUGCUGGUGUUGAUCGCCUUGGUGCUCAGCGAGCCAACAAUGUACAAGAAAAAUGAACAAAAUAUAUAUGAACCAGAUCUUGUCCCUGUGUCGUCAACCGUUAUUCCCGAAGCUGAAAUGCCAAAUCGAGAUGAGAUCACAGCCGAGAUGGAUCUUCAAUAUAAAAAAGCUUAUUAUAGUCUCUUCAAGAAAAAGUUCAACGCUAAACUGGAGAAGCCCGACACAUUGCUAACUGACAAAAAGAAAUUCAACAAAAAUAUUGAAAAAAAUGUGACGAAAAAAGUGUGAUGAAGUCAGUGAACUGAGUAUGAGAAAGCAAACAUUAAUCAUAAACAACUUUCUGACAUAAAAUAAUUAAUUAAACGAUUAUUUGCUUGUGUCAUGAUCUUAAGCAAAUGAAAAUAAAUAUUUUUUAUAAAAGCUCAGAAAGGAACGGAAAGCGUCACAGUCAACCAUUAAUUAAUUAACAAAUCUUUGUUUAAAAAUUUUGAGAAUUUUAAUUUAAGUUUAUUACUUAAAUAUGUUCAAUAUUCAAAACAUUUUAUUAUAUUCUUUUAAUAAAUAAUUAAAUUAACCAAA